AUGCCUGUGAGGCGCUCUUCGGAGCCUGAAAAGAAGCCCACGAACGGCUCCAGCGCAAAACCUGCUGCGUCUUCAUCUUCAUCUUCGGCUGCGAUUCCUGUAGCGCGCCAGACUGAGGCGGAGCGCCGAGAGCAGAUGGAGCGAGUCAUGCGUCUCAAAGCACAGCGGGCGGCCGAGCGAGCGGAGAAGAUGGAGAAGGAGGGCAAGACCCCGAAGAAGAAACCUGCUACACCCAGGAAAAAGACGACAACUACUUCCUCAAGCACUGCUAGAGACACAAACACCAGCGCCACCGCGUCAAACACCUCGACUCGAAGAGGACCCGGCAGAGGUGCCAGUGGUGGCGGACGGGUGUAUGAGGCUCCGCCAGCAAAGCCCCGUAAGAAAAUGAGCUUCAAGGAGUUGAUGCAGGAGGCAGACAAUAUCAAGGCCGAUGAUCUCAAGAUCGGAAUCAAGGUGGCCAAAAAGAAGGAGGUCGCCAAAGAGCGGGAGCGGGAGAAAGGAGCUAGCGGAUCGGGAGAGCGAGAAGCUCGUGCUUCUCCCAGUGUUGGAGGUCGACCUGGAGCCACAGCUAGAGGUACUCCCUCCAAGCCCUCCAGAUCUGAUCGACCUACGCCUUCGGACCGCCCCACUGCUGGAAAACGACCACCUUCCACUGCCAUUCCUGAAUAUAAGCCUCCUUCGACUUUCAACAAGCCCAAGGAGGAACUGCUGAGAAAACGAAGACGAUAUGACGAGGAAGAAGACGAUAGCAUGGACGACUUCAUCGACGAAGAUGAAGAGGAGGAACAACACAGAGAUGUGGGAUACGACCGAGACGAAAUCUGGAGACUCUUGAACCGUGGCCGGUCCAGACAGCAGUACUACAACGACUACUCGGACGACGAUGACAUGGAGGCUGGAGGAGAUGAUAUCUUUGAGGAGGAGGAACGAAGUAGCAAGCUGGCGCGACUGGAAGAUCGACGGGAGGAGAUGGAGGAGAAACGACGGGCCGAGGAGAAACGACGUCGUCUGGGAAAGCGGUAG
Molecule: messenger RNA, 1026 nt
Organism: Yarrowia lipolytica CLIB122
Lineage: Eukaryota; Fungi; Ascomycota; Dipodascomycetes; Dipodascales
Biological process (GO): transcription by RNA polymerase I; nucleosome assembly
Cellular component (GO): nucleolus
Molecular function (GO): DNA binding; histone binding
Source: RefSeq, a predicted model, not a curated record